UGCCGGGCCGGCCAAGUUGGAGGGCGCCCCGCCCGCCGCCCGGCGCCCUCCCCGCCGGGGCGCGCUGCCCCAGCUCCGCGCUCCGGGCCACACCGGGGAGGGCGCGCGGCGCGGCGCGGCGAAGCCGGAGGGGAGCUCCGGACCGUGAGGUGAGCGCGGGGGGCGGGGGGCGGGCGCCGGCUCUGCCCGCCCCGCCCGCCGGCCCGCUCCCCCGGCCGCGCUGCCAUAAAUGGGGCCCGCGGCGGCGGCGGCGGCGGCGGCAUCUGGCGGCAGCUGGAGGCGCGGACCGGGGCGGCGACGGUGAUGCGGGCGGCGGCAUGGAGUUCCCGGGCCACGGCGGGCGGCUGCUGGGCCGCCUGAGGCAGCAGCGCGAGCUCGGCUUCCUGUGCGACUGCACCGUCCUGGUGGGCGCCGCGCGCUUCCCCGCGCACCGCGCCGUGCUGGCCGCGUGCAGCGUCUACUUCCAUCUCUUCUACCGGGAGCGGCCGGCGGGCGGGCGCCACACGGUGCGGCUCAGCGGCGGCGUGGUCACGGCGCCCGCCUUCGCCCGGCUGCUGGACUUCAUGUACGAGGGCCGCCUGGACCUGCGCGGCCUCCCCGUCGAGGACGUGCUGGCCGCCGCCAGCUACCUGCACAUGGACGACGUCGUCAGCGUCUGCAAGGGCCGCCUCCGGGCGCAGGGCCGUGCGCCGCCCGUGACCCCGGCCCCCGGCGCAGAGCCCGCGCGCCCGCCGCCACGCCCCCUGCCCGCCGGGUCCCCCGAGCUCCGCGCAGCGGCCCAGAAGACCAGGCUGCCCGGGACCGGGCUCAAGGCCACCAUCCUUCCAGGGGCGCGGGGGCCCCCUCCCUGGCAGGCCCCGGUGGAGUCGGACCGGGCCCUGGACCUGUCGCUGAAGCCCGGCCGGAGGCGGGAGCCAGGCCGCCCGUCCGCUGUCCUCCAGACCCCGCCCUGCGGUCAGCGGCCGCGAGGGGCCGGGCCACCGGUGAGGGACCAGCAGGACUCGCCGUCGGGGCCGGACCGCGUGGGCCCCCUGAGCUCCCCCGGCCCCCUGCAGCCUCCCCGCGCUCCUGCCGCCCGGCGCCUGGUGGGAGGCUUGGAGCUGCUGCCCGGGGGGCUGGGCGGCCAGGAGCUGGAGCUGGAUGCCGAGCGGGAGGCCGCGGAGGAGGACCCGCUGGCGCCCGGCGGCCGCUUCUGCACGUGUCCGCUGUGCGGCCAGCCUUUCCCCAGCGCCCACGCGCUGCAGCGGCACCUCAGCGCCCACUUCCGCGAGCGCGACGGUGCCCGCGCCCGGCUCUCGCCCGACGGCGCCGUGCCCACCUGCCCGCUGUGCGGGAAGACCUUCUCCUGCGCCUACACGCUCAAGCGCCACGAGCGCACCCACUCGGGCGAGAAGCCCUACGCGUGCGGGCAGUGCGGCAAGAGCUUCCAGUACUCGCACAACCUGAGCCGCCACGCCGUGGUGCACACGCGCGAGAAGCCCCACGCCUGCCGCUGGUGCGCGCGCCGCUUCACGCAGUCCGGGGACCUCUACCGCCACGUCCGCAAGUUCCACUGCGGCCUGGUGUGACCCUCCGCCGCCGGGGAGGCUGGGGCGGCGCUGGGUGCUGUGCGAGGGGCCCGGAGCUGGUCAGUGGAAGCCCCGGGGCUGCCCGCUGCUCCCACCUUGUGCCCUGUCUGUGACACCGUCUUCCUCUCCUCCCAGUUCUGGGGGUGUCGCAAGGGCCCCUGAACUUAGCCCAGGCACCUCGCCUGGGGCACCCCGCGUCCUGCCUUGGGGACUCCCCUGGCCCCCUUAGGGGACCCUUGUGCAUCUGGGCCCACUUGGCGAAGGCUGCACAUCACAGAAGUUGUCAGUGAGGCCCCUGCGGGGGAGGCCCACGCACUGGGAGGCCAUGAAGCCUGGGGAAGCUGAGCGGCUGGGGGGUGCCAGGC
Molecule: messenger RNA, 1933 nt
Organism: Myotis myotis
Lineage: Eukaryota; Metazoa; Chordata; Mammalia; Chiroptera; Vespertilionidae
Gene: ZBTB42
Product: zinc finger and BTB domain containing 42
Exons: 2
Coding region: 318-1568 (416 amino acids)
Biological process (GO): regulation of transcription by RNA polymerase II
Cellular component (GO): nucleus
Molecular function (GO): DNA-binding transcription factor activity, RNA polymerase II-specific; protein binding; RNA polymerase II cis-regulatory region sequence-specific DNA binding
Source: RefSeq, a predicted model, not a curated record